CGGCCCCCCUCCCCACCUCCGGGAGGAGCUUCCUCUUCGCCACUAGACUUAAGUAAGGUUCUUGCUUACUGUUCUCUAAUCUUGGGAGCUGAACCCUCGUCAGAUUGGCAGCGGAGCACAGAAGUGAGAUCACUCUACCCUGUCCGCUCUGUGUGUCUGUGCAGAGGAGACAAUGACAGCUUCCUGUGUCCUGCUGCACACUGGGCAGAAGAUGCCCCUGAUUGGACUAGGCACCUGGAAGAGUGAGCCUGGCCAGCUAAAAACAGCUAUUAAGUAUGCUCUGAGUGUCGGCUACCGCCACAUCGACUGCGCUGCUAUCUAUGGCAAUGAGCCAGAGAUCGGAGAGGCCCUGAAAGAGAAUGUUGGACCCGGCAAGGCACUGACUCGGGAGGAAAUAUUUGUGACAUCCAAGCUGUGGAACACGAAACACCACCCUGAGGAUGUGGAGCCUGCCCUUCGGAAGACACUGGCUGACCUUCAACUGGAGUAUUUGGACCUGUACCUGAUACACUGGCCUUAUGCCUUUGAGCAGGGAGACAAUCCCUUCCCUAAGAAUGAUGAUGGAACUAUCCGUUAUGAUUCCAUCCACUACAAGGAGACCUGGAAGGCCAUGGAGGCUUUGGUGGCCAAGGGACUAGUGCGGGCACUGGGCCUGUCCAACUUCAGCAGCCGACAGAUUGAUGAUGUGCUUAGUGUGGCCUCUGUGCGCCCAGCUGUCCUUCAGGUGGAAUGCCACCCAUACCUGGCUCAAAAUGAGCUGAUUGCCCACUGUCAAGCACGCGGCCUGGAGGUGACUGCUUACAGCCCUCUGGGGUCUCCUGAUCGUGCUUGGCGAGAUCCUAAGGAGCCUGUCCUGCUUGAGGAGCCAGUGGUCUUGGCAUUGGCUGAGAAGUAUGGACGGUCCCCAGCUCAGAUCUUGCUCAGGUGGCAGGUCCAGCGGAAAGUGAUCUGCAUCCCCAAGAGUGUCACACCUUCCCGUAUCCUUCAGAACAUCCAGGUGUUUGAAUUUACCUUUACUUCAGAAGAGAUGAAGAAAAUUGAUGCCCUGAAUAAAAAUUGGAGAUACAUCGUGCCCAUGCUUACAGUGGAUGGGAAGAGAGUUCCAAGAGAUGCUGGGCACCUUCUGUAUCCUUUUAAUGACCCAUACUGAGACUGCAGCUUCAUUUCCAGCACUCCAGUGACAAGAUACUGCCACCCCCAGAAAGAGAAAGUUAAUAAAUCCAUUGGAACAUCCA
Molecule: messenger RNA, 1235 nt
Organism: Erinaceus europaeus (western European hedgehog)
Lineage: Eukaryota; Metazoa; Chordata; Mammalia; Eulipotyphla; Erinaceidae
Gene: AKR1A1
Product: aldo-keto reductase family 1 member A1
Exons: 9
Coding region: 173-1150 (325 amino acids)
Biological process (GO): aldehyde catabolic process
Cellular component (GO): cytosol
Molecular function (GO): aldose reductase (NADPH) activity
Source: RefSeq, a predicted model, not a curated record